Canis lupus familiaris (dog) is the source of this 936-nucleotide messenger RNA. RefSeq names its product uncoupling protein 3 (gene UCP3). The record is from RefSeq and is marked provisional. Gene Ontology annotation, cellular component: mitochondrial membrane. Gene Ontology annotation, biological process: response to cold; mitochondrial transport; mitochondrial transmembrane transport. Gene Ontology annotation, molecular function: oxidative phosphorylation uncoupler activity. NCBI's taxonomy places the organism in Eukaryota, Metazoa, Chordata, Mammalia, Carnivora, Canidae.
AUGGUUGGACUAAAGCCUUCAGAGGUACCCCCUACCACAGCUGUGAAAUUCCUGGGGGCAGGCACAGCAGCCUGUUUUGCUGAUCUCCUCACCUUUCCACUGGACACAGCCAAGGUUCGCCUGCAGAUCCAGGGGGAGAACCAGGCGACACAGGCAGCCCGGAGAAUCCAAUACCGCGGUGUGCUGGGCACCAUCCUGACCAUGGUGCGCACCGAGGGCCCCCGCAGCCCCUACAACGGGCUGGUCGCCGGCCUGCAGCGCCAGAUGAGCUUUGCCUCCAUCCGCAUUGGCCUCUAUGACUCUGUCAAGCAGUUCUACACCCCCAAAGGAUCAGACCACUCCAGCAUCACUACGCGGAUUUUGGCAGGCUGCACCACAGGAGCCAUGGCAGUAUCAUGUGCCCAGCCCACAGAUGUGGUGAAGGUCCGAUUUCAGGCCAGCAUACACCUUGGGGCGGGGAGCAACAGGAAGUACAGUGGGACAAUGGAUGCCUACAGGACCAUCGCCAGGGAAGAAGGGGUCAGGGGCCUAUGGAAAGGAACUUUGCCCAACAUCACAAGGAAUGCCAUCGUCAACUGUGCUGAGAUGGUGACCUAUGACAUCAUCAAGGAGAAGCUGCUAGACUAUCAUCUGCUCACUGACAAUUUCCCCUGCCACUUUAUUUCUGCCUUUGGAGCCGGUUUCUGUGCCACAGUGGUGGCCUCCCCAGUGGAUGUGGUGAAGACCCGGUACAUGAACUCGCCCCCAGGCCAAUACUGCAGCCCCCUGGACUGUAUGCUGAAGAUGGUGACCCAAGAGGGCCCCACAGCCUUCUAUAAGGGAUUUACACCAUCCUUUUUGCGUUUGGGAACCUGGAAUGUGGUGAUGUUUGUGACCUAUGAGCAGCUGAAACGGGCCUUGAUGAAAGUCCAGAUGCUACGGGAAUCUCCAUUCUGA